AUGAAGACACUUGAUAUAGUUAAAACCAACGAGCAUAUUCAAACUAUUGUUGAAAUGCCAAGAGAUCAUCGGAAGAAUGCUGAGAACAUAACGGCUGAAAUUUUAAAAGAAACAGGCGAUAUAGCAAAGCCUUUGAAUGUUGAUAUAACUGUCGCUCGUAUUGCUGGCCGACAAAAGCAUAGAAACAACCCUCCAGCCGAAAACCCAUGCGACUUUUGGAAAAUAUUCUUCAUAAUUCCUUACUUAGAUUCAAUCAUUGAAUCUCUACAAGUAAGAUUUUCCAUAGACAAAUCACUUGCAUUUUCAAUAACCCAUUUUCAUCCGGGUAACAUGAAACAUGUUUUAUUGGAAGAAUGGAAAAAAAGCACGUCAUCUUGUGAAAGUUUCUACAAUUUGAAAAGCAUUAAAGGAGAAGGUGAAUUAUGGUUCAAAAUGUGGAAUAAGUUGUAA
Molecule: messenger RNA, 450 nt
Organism: Psylliodes chrysocephalus
Lineage: Eukaryota; Metazoa; Arthropoda; Insecta; Coleoptera; Chrysomelidae
Source: the annotation of a GenBank genome assembly